GCGGCUGACCGCCAGCCUAGGGGUGCUGGGGUGACGCGACACGAGGUCUCUGCAACCCCAGAGCCCCCGACCUCGGCCCCACGCUCUCGCCGAUUCCCGGCCCUCUCGGUUCCGCGCUGUCCCCUUAAAAGCUGGGGCCAAGCACAGGAACCACAGGCGUUGCAGCCAAUGAUGUCGCUCACGGUGAACCUGAUGCCCAAUUAAAAGGCGCGGCUGCUAGGGGAUGGGUGGGAACCUCGCCUGACUCCAGGUGACUCCUGGCAGGGCGGGGAACGUGUCGACGUCAGCUGUAGAGUCCCGUGCAACGGGCGAGUUACCGGGAGCGCGCGGGCAGUGGCCAGCCGCGGAAUACUUGUGUGCUGCAGCCGAGAAGGAGGGUGAUGGAGGGGCGUCAAGAGGCUGGGAAGGAGAACAAGCCCUCCUCCAGACCAGUGGACGCGCAGGGAGACAGCUCCUUACAGGUGGAGAUCUCUGAUGCCGUGAGUGAGCGGGACAAGGUGAAGUUCACUGUUCAAACCAAGAGCUGCCUCCCUCACUUUGCCCAAACGGAGUUCUGCGUCGUCCGUCAGCACGAGGAGUUCAUCUGGCUACAUGACGCCUACGUGGAAAACGAGGAGUACGCCGGCCUCAUCAUCCCCCCGGCCCCUCCAAGGCCAGACUUUGAGGCUUCGAGGGAAAAGCUGCAGAAGCUGGGUGAGGGGGACAGCUCCAUCACGCGGGAAGAGUUUGCCAAAAUGAAGCAAGAGCUGGAGGCGGAGUACCUGGCAAUCUUUAAGAAGACGGUUGCAAUGCAUGAGGUCUUUCUGCAGCGACUGGCGGCCCACCCCACCCUGCGUCGAGACCACAACUUCUUUGUCUUUUUGGAAUAUGGCCAGGAUCUCAGUGUCCGGGGAAAGAACAGGAAAGAGCUCCUUGGGGGAUUUCUGAGGAAUAUCGUGAAGUCUGCAGACGAAGCCCUCAUCACCAGCAUGUCAGGGCUCAAGGAGGUGGAUGACUUCUUUGAGCAUGAGAGGACCUUCCUGCUGGAGUACCACACCCGGAUCCGGGACGCCUGCCUGCGGGCAGACCGUGUCAUGCACUCCCACAAGUGCCUGGCAGAUGAUUAUAUCCCUAUCUCUGCUGCACUGAGCAGUCUGGGAACACAGGAAGUCAACCAGCUAAAGACGAGCUUCCUCAAAUUGGCAGAGCUCUUUGAACGACUAAGGAAGCUGGAAGGCCGAGUGGCCUCUGAUGAGGACCUCAAGCUGUCAGACAUGCUGCGCUACUACCUGCGCGACUCACAGGCAGCCAAGGACCUGCUGUACCGGCGGCUGCGGGCACUGGCCGACUACGAGAACGCCAACAAGGCACUGGACAAGGCGCGCACCAGGAACCGGGAGGUGCGGACCGCGGAGAGCCACCAGCAACUGUGCUGCCAACGCUUCGAACGCCUCUCUGACUCAGCCAAGCAGGAGCUCUUGGAUUUCAAGUCCCGCCGUGUGUCCUCCUUCCGCAAGAACCUCAUCGAGUUGGCAGAGCUGGAGCUCAAACACGCCAAGGCCAGCACCCUCCUUCUCCGGAACACCCUUGUUGCACUCAAGGGAGAGCCUUAGAGAAGCCAGAGCCUGCUCCAGGGCCUUUUAGUGGCAAGAAUCCCCCACAGUUCCCACCCCAACAAGAUGCCAUCUUCACAGAGGCCACUGGCCAAGCCCCAUGACACCUCCCAGGGCAAGCCCAAGGCCCACUCCCACCCAAAAGUAUCAGGUCCUGCAUGAAGAAGCUAGGGCAGCAUGGGCACCAUACUUGGCCACAGGUAAGCAGAACCCCAACUUUGGGGAAACCAGGGACUUGGACCUCCCUCCUCUCCUGGUGACUGACAGGCAGCUCCAAGCACCAUGUCUUCUGCCCCCCCCCCCCCAACCCCAGCUCAUUUGUCCCCAGCCUGUUCAAAUAAAGAACCUGGUUCUUGCUAUAAGGAGCCCUGUUUGUCUUCAGUUCCCUGACUCCAGGGCCCAUCUUUCCUGGGGACACCAUGGAGACCAGACCCUUCGUAGCAGUGUCCUCAAGGGGAACCACCCCUUCCUGCUUCCCUCUAGGAUACCGACAACCUCCAAGGAACUAAGGGACCAGCUUAACACCAGCCUCUCUUCAGUUCCGGCGAACUGGGGUGGGGAACUAUGAUCCUGCAUCUACACCUUUAGGGCUCCGCUGCUAAGGGAGGCGGGACCCAAGACUCUUGGGUCUGAAGUCCUGGACUCCACCUGGCUCGGCCCCACCCUGGACUUCAGUCCCGUGUGCAGAAGGCCAAAGGCUUAAUUGGCUUCUGACUCAGAGCAGCCACUGCGCCCAGCCCUCCUGUAGCUGAGUCAGCCAUCCAUGAAAGGUGGCAGAGAAAAACCAAAGAAAACCUUGAAGACUGACUGAACAGCUCCAGGGGCCGUGCGGAACUUGUGAUCUCACAGCCUCCCUUAGGCAGGACUGAGCGGGGAGUCAGGGAACGGGCCGGGCUGAGCCGAGCAGCGCGCACACUCUCGCUCCGGCCGCGUCCUUACAGCCGGUUCGCAACCCACUGUGCCAUCACCCAGGCAUGUCAGAGGGAGGCUCGGUCAGUCGCUGGGGCACAGAGAAGGGGGUGGGUGGAGGUUGGGGAUAGAAAAGAGAUGUCGUUCAUUAUCUCAGCAUGCACCACCCCCCCAGCAAGGUUCCUGGGGCCCCAACCCUGAAACAAACAUCCCAUUAGUGAGCCUUUU
Messenger RNA from Suricata suricatta (meerkat), 2729 nucleotides. It is a transcript of the gene SNX32, whose product is annotated as sorting nexin 32. The transcript is spliced from 14 exons. The record is from RefSeq and is a predicted model, not a curated record. Gene Ontology annotation, molecular function: phosphatidylinositol binding. Bases 381 to 1592 code for a protein of 403 amino acids. NCBI's taxonomy places the organism in Eukaryota, Metazoa, Chordata, Mammalia, Carnivora, Herpestidae. Gene Ontology annotation, cellular component: endosome.